AGGUGUCACCGGCAGGGGGCGGUAAACGCCACCUGACACUUUAACCAGCCACGAAGAAGACACAUCACUCACAACGUGUAGCAGCAGUGAAGCAACAUGGCUUUGAAUGGAGAUGAAGAAGACUUUGAGUGGGAGCCUCCAACAGAAGCUGAGAUGAAGGUGAUCCAGGCUCGCAGGGAGAGACAGGACAAGAUCAGCAAGCUGAUGGGAGAUUACCUCCUGAAAGGGUACAAGAUGCUGGGGGACUGCUGCGAGGCGUGCGGGCCAACCAGCAGUCAGGCGGGCGUGUCUGUUCCUCAGCCCAGACCGGAGCACUGCGAGGGGGCCGCCGCCGGAGGAAGGGCCCUGUUGCCUCCACCUGUUGUCGCGUCUCCUCCUCCUCCUGCCUCCACCACCACYCUGGCUCCCAUCCGUCCCCCGGUUUGUCCGCAGAGCUCCACCCUGCAACCCGCUUUGGAAGAAGCAGAAGAAGCGGUUCUGACUAAACUCCGCUGGGCCACCACCCAGUUACAGAGCUCGGCCUCGCUGGAGGCCAGCAUCCAGCUGUGCAGCCUAAUCGGCAGCUGUGCCAACUCGCUGCGAAGCCUCAGGGAGCUCAGCCAGUAAGCACACAGGACAGACGAAAAGCGUAAAGUGAUAGGAGCGCUGGUUCUACUUUGCUUCAGAAUAUUGACUGUUACCUUGCUUCUCUCUCUCUGUCUGAAUACUUGCUUACAGCUGAAUCUGAAGUCGUUCCUAAACACACUUGAWUUAGGAUUCAGAUGUUUUAAAGUGCACGACUUACUCCUGAAAUUAUGCAGGCAUGCACCUAACAUAAAAAAUGACAUACUGAUGUAAUGGCUUUUGUCAAAUUGUAACUUAAAAUUUCAAACAUUUACUUGUUCAUAUUAGUUUAAAUGUAUCCUAUUGAGAUUAUUAAACCAGGCAGAUUCUACAUAGAAAAUGAAAUCUUGUGAUCUUGUAYCCUCUAGUUUCUCUACAGCCAUCUGCAAAAUGUUGCUGUGCUGCAAAUCAGAUUAGUUAAAUUAACACAUUUAUCCUGCCUUCACACCCCUGAAUGUGAUGUUGCAUACAUCUGACCUUUUAGAGAUCAGUUGCAGUUCAAARGUUGUUUGGCUUGACUUAAAAAUUCUCUUUUUGACCCCCUUGAGAUGCAAACGUGAUUUGUGAGGCUUUUGGUAGAAAGAAAAACUGUCAAGUAAAGCCGACAGUCAUGUGGAUGUUUUUGCAUGGAUGCUUGUCUGAGUUUUAUUUUCAGUUUAUUAUAGCAAGUAGAAUAAAUAAAUCUUUGCAAUUGUACAUCAUAUGACAGCACUUCAUUUUAAAGAUCCCAUCCUUAAUGAUGUGUCCAAAGUAGCUAGUUUUUUAAUAAUGGACCAGAAUAAAUCCUGUUCUGAAGUUG
Molecule: messenger RNA, 1402 nt
Organism: Poecilia reticulata (guppy)
Lineage: Eukaryota; Metazoa; Chordata; Actinopteri; Cyprinodontiformes; Poeciliidae
Source: RefSeq, a predicted model, not a curated record